AAUCCCGCCCCGCCCCUCCCGCGCAGCGCAAACAUGGCGGCGGUUGGCACCGGCCGGUGAGGCGGUACCGGGCGGGAGCUCUUGGGUGUCAUGGGUGGUGACGGCGGCACCGCCCUCGCGUCUCCCUGAGCGGGACGGCAGGGGGUCCUCUGCGCCGAGCCGGGCGAUGGACGAAAGCGGCGAGCUGGGCGGUCUGGAGACCAUGGAGACCCUCACGGAGCUGGGCGACGAGCUGACCCUAGGGGACAUCGACGAGAUGCUGCAGUUUGUCAGCAAUCAAGUGGGAGAGUUCCCUGACUUGUUCUCAGAGCAGCUGUGCAGCUCCUUCCCCGGCGGCAGUGGAAGUGGCAGCGGCAGUGGCGGCAGCAGUGGUGGCGGAGCCGGGGACCCCUCCAUGCAGCGGUCCUUCAGCCAGGUCCCGUUACCUUCCUUCUCUCCCUCGACCACCUCCCCCCAGGCUCCAGCCCUCCAAGUCAAGGCUCCCCCCACCUCGGUUCCCACGCCGCCCAGGGCGACUCCUGUUCUGCAGCCCCGCCCCCAGCCCCAGCCCCAGCCUCCGGCUCAGCUGCCGCAGCAGACAGUCAUGAUCACCCCGACAUUCAGCACCGCGCCCCAGACGAGGAUCAUCCAGCAGCCUUUGAUAUACCAGAACGCAGCUACCAGCUUCCAAGUCCUUCAGCCUCAAGUCCAAAGCCUGGUGACGUCCUCCCAGGUGCAGCCGGUCACCAUCCAGCAGCAGGUGCAGACCGUGCAGGCGCAGCGGGUGCUGACGCAGACGGCCAGCGGCACGCUGCAGACCCUCGCCCCGGCCACGGUGCAGACAGUUGCCGCGCCCCAGGUGCAGCAGGUCCCGGUCCUGGUGCAGCCUCAGAUCAUCAAAACCGAUUCCCUUGUUUUGACCACACUGAAGACAGAUGGCAGCCCUGUCAUGGCCGCAGUCCAGAACCCAGCCCUCACUGCCCUCACCACCCCCAUCCAGACGGCUGCCCUUCAAGUACCGACCCUGGUGGGCAGCAAUGGGACCAUUCUGACCACAAUGCCUGUGAUGAUGGGGCAAGAGAAAGUGCCCAUUAAGCAGGUGCCUGGGGGGGUCAAGCAGCUCGAGCCCCCCAAAGAAGGAGAAAGGCGGACGACACACAACAUCAUUGAGAAGCGGUACCGCUCCUCCAUCAAUGACAAAAUCAUUGAGUUGAAGGACCUGGUCAUGGGGACAGAUGCCAAGAUGCACAAGUCUGGUGUUUUGAGGAAGGCCAUUGACUACAUCAAGUAUUUGCAGCAGGUCAAUCAUAAACUGCGCCAGGAGAACAUGGUGCUGAAGCUGGCAAAUCAGAAGAACAAGCUCUUGAAAGGCAUUGACCUGGGAAGCCUGGUGGACAAUGACGUGGACCUGAAGAUCGAUGACUUUAAUCAGAAUGUCCUUCUGAUGUCACCUCCGGCCUCUGACUCAGGGUCCCAGGCGGGCUUCUCCCCCUACUCCAUCGACUCUGAGCCAGGAAGCCCUCUGUUGGAGGAUGCAAAGGUCAAAGAUGAGCCAGACUCUCCUCCUGUAGCGCUGGGCAUGGUGGACCGCUCGCGAAUCCUGCUGUGUGUCCUCACCUUCCUGUGCCUCUCCUUCAACCCCCUGACCGCCCUGCUGCAGUGGGGAGGGGCCCACGACGCGGACCCGCACCCACACUCAGGUUCUGGCCGCAGCGUACUGUCGCUUGAGUCAGGUUCUGGGGGCUGGUUUGACUGGAUGGUGCCCACGCUGCUCUUGUGGCUGGUAAAUGGUGUGAUCGUCCUGAGCGUCUUUGUGAAGCUGCUGGUCCACGGGGAGCCAGUGAUCCGGCCACAUUCGCGCUCCUCGGUCACCUUCUGGAGGCACCGGAAGCAGGCAGACCUGGACCUCGCCCGGGGGGAUUUUGCAGCUGCCGCUGCCAACCUGCAAACCUGCCUGUCGGUGCUGGGCCGGGCACUGCCCACCUCCCGCCUGGACCUGGCCUGCAGCCUCUCCUGGAACGUGAUUCGCUACAGCCUGCAGAAGCUGCGCCUGGUACGCUGGCUGCUCAAGAAGGUCUUCCAGCACCGGCGGGCCACCCCAGCCACCUCGGCAGGCUUUGAGGAUGAAGCCAAGAGCAGCGCCCGGGAUGCAGCCCUGGCCUAUCACAGGCUGCACCAGCUGCACAUCACAGGCAAGCUUCCAGUGGGAUCGGCCUGCUCAGACGUACACAUGGCCUUGUGCGCCGUGAACCUGGCUGAAUGUGCCGAGGAGAAAAUCCCGCCCAGCACGCUUGUUGAGAUCCAUCUGACGGCCGCCAUGGGGCUCAAGACCCGAUGCGGAGGCAAGCUGGGCUUCCUGGCCAGCUACUUCCUCAGUCGCGCCCAGAGCCUGUGUGGCCCUGAGCGCAGCGCCGUUCCUGACUCGCUGCGCUGGCUCUGCCACCCCCUGGGCCAGAAGUUCUUCAUGGAGCGGAGCUGGUCGAUGAAGGCAGCUGCCAAGGAGAGUCUGUACUGUGCCCAGAGGAACCCAGGGACGUUAUUGCUCAGCGGGAGAAUACGGAGCGCGGCGCCAGAAACUGACCCCAUAGCCCAGGUGCACCAGGCCUUCUGCAGGAACCUGCUGGAGCGAGCCGUGGAGUCCUUGGUGAAGCCUCAGGCCAAGAAGAAAGCUGGAGACCAGGAGGAGGAGAGCUGUGAAUUCUCCAGUGCUCUGGAGUACCUGAAAUUACUUAAUUCUUUUGUGGACUCUGUGGGGAUCGUGACGCCGCCCUUCUCCAGCAGCUCAGUGCUCAAGUCAGCCCUCGGUCCGGACGUCAUCUGUCGGUGGUGGGCGUCUGCCAUCACUAUGGCCGUCAGCUGGCUCCAGGGAGACGACGCGGCUGUGCGUGCUCACUUUACCGAAGUGGAGCGUGUCCCCAAGGCGCUGGACGUGACAGAGAGCCCUCUCGUGAAGGCUGUCUUCCACACCUGCAGAGCCAUGCACGCCUCGCUCUCCGGGAAGGCGGAUGGGCAGCAGAGUUCCUUCUGCCACUGUGAGAGGGCCAGCGGCCACCUGUGGAGCAGCCUCAACGUCAGUGGGGCUACCUGUGACCCCACCCUCAACCAUGUGGUCCAGCUGCUGACCUGUGACCUGCUGCUGUCGCUGCGGACAGUACUCUGGCAAAAGCAGGCAGGGGCCAGCCAGGCCCUGGGUGAGACCUACCACGCAUCAGGUGCUGAGCUGGCUGGCUUCCAGCGGGACCUGGGCAGCCUGCGCAGGCUGGCACAUGGCUUCCGCCCUGCCUACCGCAAGGUGUUUCUGCACGAAGCCACCGUGCGCCUGAUGGCAGGAGCCAGCCCCACCCGCACCCACCAGCUAUUAGAGCACAGCCUGCGACGACGCACAGCGCAGAGCACCAAGCACGGAGAGGUGGACGCCUGGCCCGGCCAGCGAGAGCGGGCCACCGCCAUCCUGCUGGCCUGCCGCCACCUUCCCCUCUCCUUCCUCUCCUCCCCGGGCCAGCGGGCAGUGCUGCUGGCCGAGGCCGCCCGCACCCUGGAGAAGGUGGGCGACCGGCGCUCAUGCAACGACUGCCAGCAGAUGAUCGUCAAGCUGGGGGGUGGCACCGCCAUCGCCGCCUCCUGACCACCGGGCUUUGCCCACCUCGGCCCAUCACCUCCCUCUGUCUCUUAGUCUCUCUCUCUCCCUCCUCCUUCUGUCUCUCUCUCUUCCUCCUCCCUCUGUCCCUCAGGCUCUCUCCCUCCUCCCUCGGUCUCUCAGCCUCUCUCCGUCCUCCCCCUGGGAGCUGUAGGAUGAGCCUUGUCUGCAGAGCUGUCACCUCCCGAGGCUCUGGGACCACCUCAGGCUAGUGGGCCCCUGGGCAGAGCCCUUGAAACUGCUGUGGAUAGAUGCCUGCAGACUGGGGCCAGUGGGCCUGGGCAGGGAAAGACAGGGUGGGGCAGCAGGGGGAGCUCCCAAGCCACCCAGCCCCACCUCUGGGCCUCCCAGGACGUGCUUCCUCUGAACAUCAACCCUCCCCUCCUUCCCUGUUUUUAUCAGGCUUUCCCUCUGAGGGAUGUAGGGCUCUGGCACCAGAGCACUUCGCCCUUGGCGCUGUGCCCAGCACGCCCCCCUUUUUAUACGAAUGUUUUUAUACCAGUGUGCUUGGGGUUGCCGUGAUGCAGGGCUAAGCUGCUGUGGCAUCCUGCUUCCCUCCCCGGCUCUGCAACCCCGCCCUCGUGCCUGACAAAGCCAGUUCCUUGUUUUCUCGUGAUUGCACAGGACAGCCGGGGAGGGAGGCGGCCUAGCCCUGGGAGGUGGGUGGGAGGCAGGGGGCAGGCCUGGGCAUGGAUGAAAUAAUGUCGGCAUUAUUUUUUAAUUUUUUAAAAAAUAAAUGGUCUCUUAUUUAAUUGUCCUGUUCCUUCCCACUCCCCCGCCCCCUGGGAUGUCAGCCUGAGCUGGGGGUAGGCCCCCGGGGGCUGGAGGGAUUGGAGGGAUGGAGCCGCCGCUGGGGCUGGGCCAGAGGGCCUUCGGUAUGGCUUCUCAGCUCCCACCUCAACUCCUACCUCCAUUGUCUAUUUUUAUCCCUAAUUCCUGACCUGAAAAUAAGCCAGGGUGGCAGGGACCAGACCCCAAGCCCUCCCUAGUGACAAGCCCCUUUUCGGGAUGGGCACAGUGCUGCCCAAGAUAGGCCCUAGGAAUGAACUCCCCUGCCUUGAGGGGGGUCCUGGGUGGGAGAGUGGUCCCACUUUCUGGAUCCCCUGGCUUGGUGCCUGCCUGGAGGCCAUUUCUCCUGGGGCCUGAGGACUGCCUGGUCCCCCCAAGCCUGCUGGGAGGCUGCCUGGGCCAGAAAGUGGGCCGGGACCUUAGCACAGGCCUGGGGGUUCUCACAGCAGGGGCUCCCUUGGUGCCAAGUGCAGGUGGGAACAGUUGCCUUGGACCUGGCCCACUCUCCUCUCCUCUCCACCCCCCACCCACCAGGUGAGCCAGCCCCUGUGUCACAUGUACAUACUGUGCCUUUUCUCGUUAUUGUUUAGGGGUGGGGGGGUGGUUUUUUCACUGGAAAGGGGGAUACGCCUAUGGCUUCCUUGAUGUGGAAUCAUUCACUGUGUCCUGGAUGUGGGUUAUUCAAUAAACACAGAUCGGUACCACCCAG
Molecule: messenger RNA, 5114 nt
Organism: Phacochoerus africanus (Common warthog)
Lineage: Eukaryota; Metazoa; Chordata; Mammalia; Artiodactyla; Suidae
Gene: SREBF2
Product: sterol regulatory element binding transcription factor 2
Exons: 20
Coding region: 167-3604 (1145 amino acids)
Biological process (GO): positive regulation of cholesterol storage; positive regulation of transcription by RNA polymerase II
Cellular component (GO): nucleus
Molecular function (GO): protein dimerization activity; RNA polymerase II cis-regulatory region sequence-specific DNA binding; DNA-binding transcription factor activity, RNA polymerase II-specific
Source: RefSeq, a predicted model, not a curated record